This is a messenger RNA of Lingula anatina, 594 nucleotides long. RefSeq names its product glutathione S-transferase Mu 1-like. Lineage: Eukaryota; Metazoa; Brachiopoda; Lingulata; Lingulida; Lingulidae. The record is from RefSeq and is a predicted model, not a curated record. Gene Ontology annotation, molecular function: glutathione transferase activity. Gene Ontology annotation, biological process: glutathione metabolic process.
AUGCCAGCUCUACUCGGAUAUUGGAACAUAAGAAGGCUAGCUCAGCCCAUCCGCCUUAUGUUGGCCUAUGCUGGGGAAGAGGUGGAGGAGAGACGCUAUCAGAUCCCGUACUAUAAAGAUGGCGACACCAUCAUCGUACAAAGUCGUGCCAUUAUGAUGCAUCUGGCCAGGAAACACAACUUAUGUGGCAGCACUGAGGCAGAAAGGAUUAGAGCGGAUGUGAUAGCCUCACAAUUCUAUGACACAUUCAAGAGUUUUACCCAAGUUUGUCUAGCGACAUAUGUUUACAAAAUUGACUAUAAAACGAAGAAAGAGGAAUUUUUGAAGAGCCUGCCAGACACUUUGAAGUCCUAUUCUGACUUUCUAGGAGACAACCCAUGGGUUGGUGGCAACAAUAUCACAUAUGCAGACUUCAACGUGUACGAGAUGUUGGACUGGUUCAAAAUGUUUUCUCCCGGAUGUCUGGUCAAGUUCCCCAACCUCAUUGCCUACUGCAAGAAUUUUGAGGCUCUUCCAGCCAUUAAAAAGUACAUGGCAUCCGCGCAGUUUUUGAAGACCCCAGUGUGGACUCCGUAUGCCGACUGGAAUGCAUAG